UUGCCCACUAUGAUCAUGGCCAACAUGACCAACGAACAGCUGGAAGCAUAUACCUUGCACUUGCGUAUCGAAGAGAUUAGCCAGAAACUGCGCAUCAACGAUGUUGUUCCGGCGGAUGGCCACAGGUCUCCGUCACCUCCUCCGCAGUAUGAUAACUUUGGUCGUCGUGUCAAUACGCGCGAGUACAGAUAUCGUAAGCGUUUGGAAGACGAGCGCCAUAAGCUUAUCGAGAAGGCUAUGAAGGCGAUCCCUAACUACCACCCGCCGUCUGACUACAGACGUCCUACUAAGACUCAGGAGAAGGUCUAUGUGCCGGUCAACGAUUAUCCGGAAAUUAACUUCAUUGGACUUCUUAUCGGACCUCGUGGCAACACCCUUAAGAAGAUGGAAACGGAGUCUGGUGCCAAGAUUGCCAUUCGUGGCAAAGGCUCCGUCAAAGAAGGAAAAGGACGUUCUGAUGCUGCUCACACCAGCAACCAGGAAGAAGAUCUGCAUUGUCUGAUCAUGGCCGAUACUGAAGAGAAGGUUAACAAAGCUAAAAAGUUGAUUCAUAAUGUCGUUGAGACUGCCGCCUCGAUUCCUGAAGGACAAAACGAGCUCAAGCGGAACCAGCUUCGUGAACUCGCGGCGCUCAACGGUACUCUGCGAGAUGAUGAGAAUCAAGCUUGUCAGAACUGCGGACAAAUCGGACAUCGCAAAUACGAUUGCCCCGAGCAGCGCAACUUCACUGCCAAUAUCAUCUGUCGCGUCUGUGGAAAUGCUGGUCACAUGGCCAGGGAUUGU
Messenger RNA from Xylona heveae TC161, 783 nucleotides. Its product is annotated as eukaryotic type KH-domain (KH-domain type I). The transcript has 5 exons. Gene Ontology annotation, molecular function: mRNA binding; zinc ion binding. The record is from RefSeq and is a predicted model, not a curated record. Gene Ontology annotation, cellular component: nucleus. The annotation marks the transcript as partial. NCBI's taxonomy places the organism in Eukaryota, Fungi, Ascomycota, Xylonomycetes, Xylonales, Xylonaceae. Gene Ontology annotation, biological process: regulation of mRNA splicing, via spliceosome.